CCUGGCCACAUAACCUUGCUCUCCACCGCCUGGUCUGCACUCGCCUGCCCUGCUCAGCUCAGCUGGGAUGAAGGGGGCUCUCGGACCCCUGCUGCUCUCCCUCCUUCUGCUCCUCCAAGCUGGAGGUUGUCAAGAAGUAAAAGUGGUGGCUGCUGUUGGGGAGACGGUUCAGCUGCAGCCCAAGACAUGGCCGUCGACCUGGGUGGCAAUCAACUGGAUACUGAAACUACCAGAGCACUACUGGAUCCUCAGACACGAUGAGAAGGGCACCUCGGCCAAUCCGUUUCUGCCCUUUGCUGACAGAGUCUCUUUCCACCCUGGGAAUCUCUCGCUGCAGAUUAACUCGGUCACAGAGAAAGAAAGGGGCCUCUACUCCAUGAACCUGACGCUGAGGAAUGGCUCUGAAGUCACCAGUUACUUUCGUCUGUUUGUGCUUCACCGUGUCCAGCAGCCCAAGAUCGAGGCAUCUACUUCCCAGAAGAGUGGACAGUGCUACCUUACCCUGCUCUGCUUGGUGCCCAAAGCUGACCGGGUCACCUACAGCUGGUCUCAAGGCGUAUCUUCACACCCAAAAAAAGCCGAUCUGCAGCUGGAAAUCCCUAAAAGUGGCAGCAACACCUUCUAUCACUGCAACGUCAGCAAUGCCAUCAGCUGGGGCAUGGCCACCAUCGAUGUCAAACCGCUGUGCAACUACACAAGUAAGUGCUCCCUUUGCACCAGACAUAUGAGGGGGACAGGGAUGUUUUGCAUCUUCCUGGGUCCUAUGGAGCUGGUUCAUGAUAGUGACAGUGUCGUGGACCUCAACACAGCCUCCCCGUUAGGCAGGAGAAUCGCCUUCCACCCCGGGAAUCUCUCGCUCCAGAUUAAGCUGGUUAAGAAGUCGGACAGCGGUGUCCUAUCCAUGGAUGCAAUAUCUGCAUCUGGCAGACUCAAUACCACCUGCUUCCAUGUGUCUGUGUUUGCCUCGUUGCUGUCCUACUGCCAGGCCGAGGGGCUCGUCCUGUUGCUGGUGCUGGGGGUGCUGAUUGCUGGGAAUAUGGCAGUGCACAUUGUAGCUGAAAAGCAGCCGAAACAGGACUGA
Messenger RNA from Alligator sinensis (Chinese alligator), 1081 nucleotides. Its product is annotated as natural killer cell receptor 2B4-like. NCBI's taxonomy places the organism in Eukaryota, Metazoa, Chordata, Crocodylia, Alligatoridae. The record is from RefSeq and is a predicted model, not a curated record.